This is a messenger RNA of Pipistrellus nathusii (Nathusius's pipistrelle), 657 nucleotides long. The record is from the annotation of a GenBank genome assembly. Lineage: Eukaryota; Metazoa; Chordata; Mammalia; Chiroptera; Vespertilionidae.
AUGGAAAAGGUUCGUGAUCCUUUUAUUCAGAAAAUAUAUAAGACUGCAAUGGGUAUGAGAAUUGCUUCUCAGUUUACCCGAGAUUUCAUUUGGGAUUCAGGUGUUGUCUCACUUAUUGAAACCUUGCUUGAUUAUCCCACCUCCCGAGUUAGGACAAGAGUUUUGGAAAAUAUGAUUCUUAUGGCUCCGCCUUAUCCACAUCUAAACAUGAUUGAGACAUUCAUAUAUCAAGUGUGUGAGGAAACCUUAGCACAAGGCUUGGAUUCCACUGAGCAACUGCUUGGAUUAAGGCUGCUUAGACACCUCACUAUGACUACUGCCUAUCACACACUGGUUGCCAAUUUUAUGUCUGAGUUUCUUUCCCUGUUAGUCACAGGAGAUGUAACAACCAGGUUUUUUGUUCUGAAAAUGCUGUUGAACAUGUCUGAAAAUCCUAUGGUGGCAAAAACGCUAUUCAGUACCAAAGCUCUAUCGGUAUUUGUGGGUCUCUUUACCUUACAAGAAGCAUAUGAAAAUAUUCAAAUUGUUAUUAAAAUGUUUUGUAAUAUCAAUACUAUUAUAAGAAAUGGGACAAUAGCCUUAAUUGUUGAUGAUUUUAGUCCUGCGCCAUUUCUGACUGCAUAUCGACAAUUUGAGAAGUUAGCUAAGGCACUAUAA